This is a messenger RNA of Alternaria ethzedia, 2157 nucleotides long. RefSeq lists its product as uncharacterized. The record is from RefSeq and is a predicted model, not a curated record. The transcript has a single exon. Lineage: Eukaryota; Fungi; Ascomycota; Dothideomycetes; Pleosporales; Pleosporaceae. Gene Ontology annotation, biological process: silent mating-type cassette heterochromatin formation. The coding region runs from base 1 to 2157 and encodes 718 amino acids. Gene Ontology annotation, cellular component: SHREC complex; rDNA heterochromatin.
AUGUCGGCCAAUCGAGUUAAGGUGCGCCUUGUCCCCGGCUGCUCCGACGGCGAUCCUCUCCAUGUGCCUCCCCCAGGAGCUCAUACCCAGCUUGACCCACCGACUCUGUAUCUGGAGAAGAUCGGGCAACAAUGGAUGGAGAGUCGAGGUGAGGCUAAGCCGGGUGUGCAUUACAUCCUAGAAGACCUUCCCUUUGGUUAUACUCUCUGGCAUCGCCCGCGACCUUCGAAACCAAGCCAUUUCGACAAGUACCUAUACGGUCAUCCUGGCAAGAAGGCAUUCGACUCCCCGAACCGAUUCUUCCCGCAUUUUCUGCAUCUGAUGAACAACAACGGCAACAGCAUUGGCUGUCCAUGUACACUCUGCAGCGGAAGUGCUGGCGUGCUUCCAAAGACUUCAGCCAACAGCUCGCAGACACGCACGCCGAGCGUAACGUCACGGAAGUCAUCCAAUUCAUCUAUUCCUAUGCAAAGCCGGCCUUCCAGUGCCCACAGCGUCCAAUCGCUACCAGUCGCACCGCCGCCUAGUCUGGCACCACAGCACAAAGGUCGGCCAAAGAAGAUAACUCCGGGUCUCGACACGACGAACGUGGACAGCGAGGGCACUCCCGACGUCUACAGGAAUCUCAUCGAUAAGCUUCGCCGGCAUCGCGAUGUGGACGAACCCAUCCUCGAGCCACUGAGCCCAGACUGGCGCGCGGAACAAGACCAUCUUCCAAAGUUCCUCAACGAUAUGAAGACACAAGACCAAUGGGUUCCGCGAACUGGAGACAUUGUCCUGUACAUACGCAACAUGCCUGACACCGUUGAAUUGGUACGAGACAACACCACCGGCGAGCUUCAGCUGUAUGACGAGCGACGCAAGCAGCAUCUCGGUAAGCCUCAAUGGGCGGCAGGUCUAGUCACUGAGCCAGCUACUGGUAAAACGGUCGCCGAGCUUGUCGCCUCUGCCGAGGAGCGCAAUGUUUCCAGCACAGGCGUACGCGUCGAACCAGUCCCGAAUCCAAAUGAGUCGGACAAGUCGCUCUCUAAGAGACACAAGUACGUGUUGUUGCGACAGACAAGCCCGUUUAUGAUGUGGAGGGACCUCUUGCGCCGGAUACCCCAGGAAGAAUGGCAUGAUACCGUUAAGAACGCCCUCGCCCUGAUGUCGACGCUCUCUCUUAUGGGCAAGUAUCGGUUCCGCGGAUCUUGGCCUAAUGCGAGCAUAUACUGCCAUGGCAUCUACGUCGGCGCCGAGAUGCUCGCGGUAGGUGACACAGUCCGCCUCCUUCCCAACAAGCAGUCUGGUCAAUCUGGGUGUACGGACAUCAUGAGCAUCAAAUCGAUUCGCUUGAAGUGGACCAACUUGGACAAGGCAUCGGACAACGACUAUGAUGAAGGACGGCCGUAUAAUUCCGAGAUAUGGAUCUAUGGCUCAGCGUACACCAGCGACGGUUCACGAUCUAACAAGCAAUGGGUGACGGAGCAUAACGUCGAAGCUCCGAGAGUGGCCAACGACUAUGCGGACUGGUAUCCAUUGCACCCUGCUGACAAGGAGCUGGCUAUCCCCUACUCACGCGUCCUUGGCCGUCUGUAUGAGCAGGACGCCCUGGCUUACUUUCUCAAAUCCGAUCACGACCCUCCCGGACUUGACCUUGGUAGACAAGCUGUCACUGAGGCACGCGCCUUUGCUCGGAAACACGACAAUCGCAUAGCAGCAGAGUCUGAUGCCACCUGGUAUUGGGGAGACGACCGGGCUGACGCCCUAAACCUCCGCACCAUCAACGGUCUCGACGUGUCGCGCUACGACCUCGACCGCGAUGUUAAAGAUCUUCGCCGCAAGUACCGCCAACUAGAUGGUAUCGCCAAAGGAGACGCGAAGCCUACAGGUCAAGAUAUACUCGAAGGCAGGGGAUUGCGUACCUUCAUGGCGCCAGCUUUGCCACUCCGCACGAGCGGCGCGAAGGCACCAAGCGAAAGUGGAAGCUCGUCCAUCUCCAUCGCAAGUGCCAGUCAAGCCUCCCGAAAGCGCACGCACAUCGUCGACCUGGACGACGAGGAUGAUACCGAGGAGGACGACCUCGACGAAGAGAUUAGAGAGCACACUAAAGUCGUGCAAGAUGACCGCCAAGGCCCGAUGAAGAAGAAGGCGAAGGUGAUGGUUGUUAUCGACUGA